AUGUCGCGCGCGCGCGAGACCGGCGUCUCGGCGCGCGCGCGAGACGAGGACGACGAAAACGACGGUCGAGCGGAUUCGAAUGCGAGCGCGCAUUCGGCGAGUCGAAGCGACGCGACGCGCGCGCGCGCGCCGAGCACGCCGCGAGGGUACGAUCACGAUGGGUCGUUUCACGACGUCGGCACGCCGGCGACGGCGGCGACGGCGGGAGGCGAGAGAGGGACGUCGAACUCGGUGGCGCGGCGAAUCGCGGCGCUCGAGCGAAGCGGCGACGACGCGAACGCGAACGCGCGUCGCGCGUCGUCGAGUGAUGCCUCACGCGGCGAUGGAUGGCGAUCGGGAUCGUCGUCGGUGAAGUCGGCGGCGGCGCUGGAGCGCGUGGCGGAGGAUGUGCGGAGCGUGCGGAUGAAAUUGUUCGCGGCGUCGACGAGCGCGGCGAGAGCGACGGACGAAUACGGCGACGCGUUGAGGGAAGCGGGAGAGGGGUUGGAUUGGCGACCGGUGGUGACGCGGGCGGUGGGAGUGAUUGAGGACGCGGAUGUGGACGCGCGGGCGCGCGCGGCGCGCGUCGCUAAACGGGUGCGGGAGGAGUUGGACGCGCGCGAGAGAGAGCGAGGCGCGAGGUUGGAGGCGUUGGCGGAGCGGCGGAGCGAAGCAGCGGCGGCGUCGAACAGGGCGUCCAAGGCCUCGGAAAAGAAGAAUCUUCCGGUGUUUUUAACGGGUGUCGCGUCGUCUUCGAGCAAACACGCGAAUUUUGUUCGUGGUGGGAAGGCGUUGGACGAGGGCGCGGCCAAGGCGACGAAACGUUUGGCGUUUGAGAUUUUGCGAGGCGCCGCGGGACGUUCGCGAGCGUUGCGAAGGGCGGCGAACGAUAUGGGAAUGAUUCGUCGCGCGCCGAUUUUAAAGCGUGCGUUCGACGCGCUUCGCGCGCACGCCGUGAUAUGCGCGCCUCGAACUCGAGCGAUGCGCGAAGCGUGCGAAACGUUCGUCGUCGUGACCGAUCGUAGGAUGCGACGGUCGGCGUUCAAGUCGUGGCGCGAGGGUGUGCGAGAACAAACGUUAGGUAAGACGUGUGCGGCGAUUCACAACGUUCGGAUCGCGCAAGCGGCGUUACAUCAUUGGGAGCUUUUUGCAGCACGGGCGUUUUGGAAACGAAAGGCGAACGAGUUGGCGCACUCGUACGCCACCGGAAGAUUACGCACCCUCGCGUUUUGCGGGUGGUUGCUGCACGCGCGUCGCGUUAAGGAACGCCGUAUCGCCGUGCGUGCGCGAAUGUUUGGCAUGUCCGUACCAGAGGCGCAGCGUGCGAUCCAUGAAAAGGUUAAAUACACUGCGCACGACGCUCACUUGAUGAUGAAAAGUGAGUUGAAGUACCUGUUCGAGAAGCGCUGCUCGGAAAGCGCGCUACGAUCGCAAGUCUCGUCAUCGCUAAAACUCAUUCGCACGCUCGAGAACAUGCGGAGAUUUACUGCGGACGGAGAAGAUGUGGCGUGGGCGUCGAGUGAUUCAGCCAUGUUUCGGGGGAUCGGCGCCGCUAAGCGGCAUUUGCAUGUGGGAUUUUCGACACGAGGACGAACGGACUCGCCGCGGCGGAAAACGUUGUCGCUCAACAGAGAUGACGUCGCGGCGUCGCGAACGGCGGCAGCGAUCGAAAAGGUCGCGACGACGAUUGAUUUCAUUCCGGACAACUCGAUGAACGUCGAUGCGCUGAGUGCAGACGCAUACGAGCUCUCGCAAGAGCAUCAACGAGCGCUGACAAGCGCGCGUGACGCGACUCAAAAGUGCGUCGCCGCGCGAAAGGCGGCGCACGACACGAGUCUCAGGGCGAGUCGACUCGUCGCAAACGCCGAUUCGCGGGCGAACGCGGCGGUUCAGGGCGCGCAGGAUGCGAUGAAUGAGUCGAUCAAGGCUGAGUUCCUUGCCAUCGAAGCGGAAGAGUCCGCCAAUCUCGCCGAGCGCCGCGCAGAAGAGCUCUCGGAAUCCGGCGCGGGCGACGAAAAAGUGAUCGCGCACGCGCUUCAGCGGGCCGCCGAAGCGGCGGCUUGCGCGGUCAAUCUAUCUUCCGCGCACGUAGCCGCCGCUCGAGUUGCAGAACGCGCAAUCGAUAUCGCUGAAGAGCAUAAAGAGGCGGCGAGAAUGUUGAAGGCGCAAGCGGAGGAAGACGUCGAGAAAGCACAGACGCGCGUGCUCGAAGCGGAAGCCGUCGUCAUGGCGACGGCGAAACUGGAGCGAGAACUCAACGCAAAGGCGGUGAACGCGAUGAAACGUUUGCAGCGCGCGACGGGUGAUUCCGUCGUUUUCCACGACGGAAGUUUAUUCGAUCGUGAUUCCAACGAAAACGCGGUGUUUUCUCCCACGAAGGCGCGAAGCGCUGAGGAGAAGAAAAUUAUGCGACGACGCGUGACCUGGGACUCGUUUGGCGAAGGAAUCGACGACGACGACGAUGAUAUCGUUGAGAGCAUGCAAAACAUAUCUCUUGCGCCGGGAAAGUGGUAUACGCUCGCGGAGUGUGCGACGCAAGCGUACGCCAAGAGGCUCGCACGCAAAGUACUCGCCGGUUUUGCGAAAAACAUCGCGUGGCGUCGGCAACAGCGCGACGCCGCGCAGUUGUCGUUCAUCACGAACAUCUUCACCUCUUGGGCGAACGUAGCGCACAUCAACCAGACGCGUCGCAGGCUCGUGGAGAGCGUCGUGGAUGAGGUCGUCAGCGAAGAUCGCGAGCGACGGCUGCGCGCAUACGUUUCGUGCCUGCAGAAGCACGCCAAGUGGCGCAAAGCGCGCUGCGAGGAGCUGAAAAUUAGCCUCCGACGCGUCGUCGCGCCGACGAUCACACGGCCCGCGUUCGAUCACUGGCGAAAGAAAGUGGCAAAUAUUUACCUCGUCCGGCGAGUCGUGAAUCGCGCCAUCGUCGCAUGGAGAGAGCGCAUCGCCAAACCGUCGCACUCAAACGCGUUUUACGCGAUUAAACGCUUCGUGACGUCGAUUUUCGGUUCGCCGAGCACGCUGAACGCGGAGUUGGCGCAGGCGCGAGACACGGUGAAACACUCGCGACGGGAAACGCUGCGAGCGCCGCUGUCGCUGUCCAACGGCGACAUAUUUGGAUUGACGCUGCGGUUUCUGAGCGAUAUGGAGUUCACGACGCACGCGACGGCGGUGAACUUUUAUUCAAAGUGCUUCACGGGACGAUCGUUCGUGGUGUGGGCGAUGGAACAGACGUUUCGGGAACAGACGUUUCGGGACGAGGCGGAUGCGAUGUUUCUGGCGAACGAGUUGUUGGUUCGAGGAAUCAUCGCGCCGGUGGCGCGAGGGAAGAUCGAUAGCGAGAAAAAGGCGGGAUUUUUGCCAGGUUUACCGGGGAUGGGCGCGAGCAUGGGGAUAGUGGGAGUUGGGAAGUCGUGGAAGGUGUUUCAAGGGAAUGAUUGGACGUAUCACGUGAAGACGCACGCGCGGAGCGCGCUCAUCGCCGCGUGUUUCGGGAAUGGCACGGAGAAGGAGAAGAACGAUAUUCGAGAGUGUGUGGGACGCAUGAGGACUUUAAAAUCGCUGAUAGAUGGUGUUGAUGAUGCUAAGAGUGACGACGAAGCUGAAGAACAUCAAGAAGAUAACGAGAAGGAAAGGAAAGCCACCAUCUCGCUGGCGAAGGACGCGCUCAGUGCGACGGGUGGAAUUCUCACUGCACCGUUUCGCAGGGCACACGUCGUACUACAGGGCGUUGGUGUGAUGAUUGAUGAUUUCUUUUCGACGUUGGGACCGCAUAUCGUCGUCGCGCUCGGUUCGUUACUCUUCAUGGUUUGGUUGCAAAACUUUGCGUUCGCGUGCGUACUGACCGCGGCGUUCACGAGACAUUUGCUUUGGGUAUCUGAGAUCCAGCGUGACGCGUUAUUAGUGCGCUGUCGCGCCGAUCAACUUAAAAAGUUUCAAAUGAUUCGUGGCGAUCCGAAGUUGAACAGAACCGGCGCGGAAUCUUCGGAUUGGUGGAGCGCAAUCUUUCAACACAUGUGGGAUGGUUGGAUGGCGAUGUGGAUGAAUCGCCUCUUGCGCGAACAGCUAGAGUGGUGCUUCGAGAGUUUAGAUUUGCCGUUCGUCAGUAAAGUAGAGUUGAGUGAGUUUCGUUUCGGUACGAACGCGCCCGCGAUAAAGACUUCGCGAACGUUUGCCGGGUCGGAUGGCGAAAUGAUCGUUGAAUGGGAUUUAGACUGGACCAUGGAAGACUCAGUAGUGCUGGUCUCCGCCAUGUUCGGUCGCGGGACGAUGGUACCGAUUCCGAUUCGCAUUCGCUUGGCAGAUAUUCGCAUUUCGGGUAAUUUACGACUCAUGUUCACGUGGAUGCGCGCGAAGGGCGGUCCAUACGUCCGCUCGCUUCGCAUAUCUUUCGUCGGCUUGCCGGCGUAUUCGUUUUCGCUCAAGACGUUCGGUGCCGUCAAUUUAAACGAGAUUGGCGUCAUUCAUACGGCACUUAAACGUGUCGUUGAUGACUACUUUAAGAGCUCGCUGUGCGAACCGGAAGGAUACUUCUGGGACGUUAAGGAGUGGUGGUUGUCCGCGGACAACGAAGAAAUCAUCGAUCAGAAGGAGCUCAUCACGCAGCCGUUGAUGCGAGAUAUUGAGCGCAUUUGGAAGCGAAGAAAAGAUGAAAUCACUGUGGAAUUGCGUGUGAUGCCGUUGUUUGUUGAAUUAGAUCCGAACGCGCGUAACUCAUCGCUGAAAGCAAAGUAUUUAAAUGGCAAGCGGUGUCGAAUGGCGGUGGCGAUCGAGUACGCUCGCAGGCGCGUCGUGUCGAAAAUGCACAUCAUGAAGAAGCACGUCGAGGCUGAGCACGACAUCGAACAUCCUACUUGGGAUAGCGGCGCUUUCGCCAGGCUCGAUACUACAGAUGAAGUCGUCGACGGGCAACUCGCUAUGUUCUUGAUGAGCGAGAGCAUGGACAGCAACGCCGCCAAAGCUACGGCGACAAAGCUGUUGCGAAUCUCGAGGAAAAUCUCCGCGGUGGGGAAGAUUGACAACAUCUUUAAGUUGCGUGCCGGCGACAUUCACAGCGUCGAGGUGACACUCUUGGACCCCAAAACGCUGAAAUCGGUGGGAAUUUUACACUGUCGCAUACGAAUCAACAUUUUGCAACCGAACAUCGUCGUCGACGAGGGAAAGUCGAGCGAGAUAUCUUUAGGCAAGCGCGUGGCGGUCUUGUACGAAUCAAUGAGCUCUGCCGCGUUACAUAUUCCUCGAGGAGCCGCCGAUGCGGCGUCAUCUACAUCUCGCGCGGCGUUGAAGCGAACGGCGACGUGUUUUGGUUGCUUCCGAGCGACCGCCGCCGACGUCGACGACGGCGAAGACGAUUUCGGCAUCGCCAGCCUGACAGCCCUCACGUCAAUAGAGCGCACUCGCGCCAUGGGUGCCGAAAACGUGUCCGACUUCGGCACGGACGACGAAGACGCGAGUUAGACGGACGACAUUCCUCUCUGACACUGUUUUAUUUAUACUAC
Ostreococcus lucimarinus CCE9901 is the source of this 5477-nucleotide messenger RNA. RefSeq lists its product with no specific name. Bases 1 to 5436 code for a protein of 1811 amino acids. Gene Ontology annotation, molecular function: lipid binding. Gene Ontology annotation, biological process: intracellular signal transduction. Lineage: Eukaryota; Viridiplantae; Chlorophyta; Mamiellophyceae; Mamiellales; Bathycoccaceae. The record is from RefSeq and is a predicted model, not a curated record. The transcript has 2 exons. Gene Ontology annotation, cellular component: endoplasmic reticulum.